AUUUCAACGAAGGACCACUUCCGGUUCCGGUGCUUUUUGUCAAUACAAGCUCCACACGUGAAUUUUGGUGAACAAAAUGCCGAAGUCUCAAAGAGGCAAAGGGGCAGACAAAGUUGUUCAUCCGUACAGCAGAAAAGCUGCUUAUCUGAACCGGGAAGAGGUCAGACUGAAGAGAAAGGAGAGGAUGAAAAAUGAAAAAGCAACACGUCUGAGCCACAUAGGUGAGAAACUGACGUGGUUUCAGAGUCAGUUGGAUCCGAACAAGACGUGUUACACUAAGAAAGAUGCUUGUGAGAUUAUUGAAAGGUACCUCCACAGAUUUGAUUCAGAACUUGAGCAGAUCGAGUUGGUGAAUGGGAUCAAGGGUCGACAGGGUCGUCUCCAUGGUGCCAGAGAAGCGAUAAUUAAGCAGACUGUAGAGCGAGAGCGAGCACUGUUUGAUGGUGUUGGUAUAGAAAUUCCAGACAUCAUCAACACAAAGCAACUGAAAAUGUUCAGAGAAUGGACCGGAGAUCUGAGGAAACUUCCAAAUAUUAAAAUGCGUAAAAUAUCAAAUAAAGCUUUGGACACAAAGACAGAAGAAAAAGAGGAGUCGGAGCAUGAGGGUGAUGAAGAAAAUGAACAUGAUCAUUUGGACGAUGAGCUCAACGACCCGGAGGAGAUGUCAGAGUCCCACUAACACUCACCUCAUUCAGUCUGUGGCUGCAUCACAGCUUCUGUAGAACUUCUACGCCAUGUGUGGAGAGGCUGCUGUUCCACAAGCGUCCAGCAGACAGUGCUAGAUAUAAAAUUAAACCAUACCAACCUUGUAUGUCUCAUA
Molecule: messenger RNA, 820 nt
Organism: Cyprinodon tularosa
Lineage: Eukaryota; Metazoa; Chordata; Actinopteri; Cyprinodontiformes; Cyprinodontidae
Gene: tma16
Product: translation machinery associated 16 homolog
Exons: 7
Coding region: 77-679 (200 amino acids)
Cellular component (GO): nucleus
Source: RefSeq, a predicted model, not a curated record